AUGGUUGGGAGAUCCCGGCGGCGUGGAGCGGCCAAGUGGGCAGCGGUGCGAGCCAAUUCGGGGCGCGGCCUGGCGGACGAAAAUGAAGACGACUCCGAAUUGCCACCCUCACCUGGAGACUCCAGCUACUACCAAGAUCAGGUAGAUGAUUUCCAUGAGGCACGGUCCCAGUCCGUUUUGAUUAAAGGCUGGAAAGAAGCAGACAGUGGGGAUGAAGACGAGGAGGAGGAGGAGGAAGUGCUAGCUCUUGAUAUUGACGAUGAUAACGAUGAAGAUGGUGAGAGUGUGGGUGAUGAGGAAGAUGGCAAUGAUGAUGAUGGUGGAAGCUCCGUGCAGAGUGAGACUGAGGCUUCUGGGGAUCCGAGUUUGUCGUGGGGUCAGAGGAAAAAGCUUUACUAUGACACGGACUAUCGACCCAAGUCCCGAGGCCGGCAGAAUCAGCAAGAAGUAGAAGAGGAAGAAAGAGAGGAGGAGGAAGAGGCACAGCUCAUCCAGCGGCGCCUAGCUCAAACCCUUGAAGAAGAUGAUUUUGGAGUCACCUGGGUGGAGGCCUUUGCAAAACCGACACCCCAGGCAGAUGAGGUCGGGACACAGGUUGUGAAGGAUUUGACGAAAGUUUCGGUGAAAGAGAAGCUGAAAAUGCUGCGGAAGGAAUCACCAGAGCUCUUGGAGUUGAUAGAAGACUUGAAAGUCAGGCUGACAGAGGUGAAGGAUGAGCUGGAGCCUUUGCUGCGGUUGGUGGAGCAAGGAAUCAUACCUCCCGGGAAAGGAAGCCAAUACCUGAGGACCAAGUACAACCUGUACUUGAACUACUGUUCCAACAUUAGUUUUUAUUUGAUCCUGAAAGCUAGGCGAGUCCCUGCACAGGGACAUCCUGUCAUAGAAAGGCUUGUUACCUACAGAAAAUUGAUCAACAAGCUGUCAGUUGUAGAUCAGAAGCUGUCUUCCGAAAUUCGUCAUCUACUCACUCUUAAGAAUGAUACUAGAAAGAAAGAAUUGACUCUAAAAGUAAAAUCCACCAAAGCCAAGUCAAAAUCUGCUUUAGAGACUCCUGCUGCUGUCUCUGCUAAUAUAGAUGCUUCUGAUGAUUCCAAUUUUGAUGAAGAAGGUGUGCUGAAAUACUAUAAAGAAAUAGAAGACAAGCAAAAGUUGAAAAGAAAGAAAGAAGAAAGCACUGAAGAGCAGGCUCUUGAAGAUCAAAAUGCAAAGAGAGCCAUUACCUAUCAGAUUGCUAAAAAUAGAGGACUUACACCUAGGAGAAAGAAGAUAGAUCGCAAUCCCAGAGUGAAACACAGGGAGAAGUUCAGAAGAGCCAAAAUUCGAAGAAGAGGCCAAGUUCGUGAAGUUCGUAGAGAGGAGCAGCGUUACAGUGGUGAAUUAUCUGGCAUUCGAGCAGGACUUAAAAAGAGCAUUAAACUUAAAUAA
Messenger RNA from Chrysochloris asiatica (Cape golden mole), 1425 nucleotides. It is a transcript of the gene UTP3, whose product is annotated as UTP3, small subunit (SSU) processome component, homolog (S. cerevisiae). The record is from RefSeq and is a predicted model, not a curated record. NCBI's taxonomy places the organism in Eukaryota, Metazoa, Chordata, Mammalia, Afrosoricida, Chrysochloridae. The coding region runs from base 1 to 1425 and encodes 474 amino acids. The transcript has a single exon. Gene Ontology annotation, biological process: maturation of SSU-rRNA from tricistronic rRNA transcript (SSU-rRNA, 5.8S rRNA, LSU-rRNA). Gene Ontology annotation, cellular component: nucleolus; small-subunit processome.